UCAAUCUUUUUUUUUUCAGCCAUCAGAGAUCCUGCAAAACGGAUGACAUUUUCCGUCAUCGGUGAAAUUUCUCUAAAAAGGAUAACUCGUUUGCUUAACAAAAAAGCGUGUAAAUUCACAGUAGUUUUGAGAAGAAAAAAAUCCUAGUGCAUUAAAUUGCUACAACAUUGUUGGAAAAUGUCCGAUUGAAUACCAAAAUCAACCAGCAAUGGCCACAGCGAACAGCAGUGCAUCAAAAUCAAGCAAAGCGUUGAAAAACAGCGGCGGAUCCGUGGCUGCUUUUUCGGGGGGCUCUUCCGUUUUCCAGAAUCAGCAGGACGACGAUGGCAAUGAAAAUCAAUACUUUUACGAGGAUGAAAUUUUUUGCCUGGACGGCCGAGGCCGGGUGCGGUUUGGACUGGUGCUAGAAAAUUUCGAGGUCAGCGAAGAGGAAGGCUUCGAGGAGGACAGCCUGAAGAAGGGCGAAAUCCGAGCCUGUUGGCAUCCGGACGGCCUGGAGGAAAUCGUCAAACAAACUAAGGUUGGCCUGGCGGAUAGGACGCUCAUGCCAGGAGAUGUUGUCAGACGCAUGAUCCCUGGAAAGGAUACUCAACGUGGAUAUUGUCAUGAAAUUUUUGUGAAGGCCGAUGUUAAGAUUGUUGGCACUAAGUACGUGGUUAGAAAUGUUUGCUCUGAUCGGCUACGACCUCUUAUGUCUAUGCCAAAGGAUAAUGCAGUUUGCCUGGAUUCGUGGGUUGGAAGCACCAGGAAUGUAGCAGAGAAAUUGAUUCUAAAGUCAACGUGUGGCUCUCUCGUGGAAACGGGUCCAGAGUUCGAUUAUUGUGCCCUAAAAGAUCCUGAAAGUCGAUCCAGGUGCGGUUAUUUUGCUAGUGCAUUGUUCUAUCCUGGUCAAACAUUGGUAGUUCCUCUGGGUGAAAUAGAAAACUCCAAAUGGAUCAAAACAUCUGCGGAAAUGAAACGCUCCAUGAAAAAGAAGAUUCCGGAUGUGAAAUUUACUGUCCAGAACGUGGAACUGGAAGGCGUUUGGGUACACUGGCAAUGUAAGGCAUCGUGUGAAGACAUCGAGACUGAAAUGAAGGAAGGAGGCAUUCAACAACCACCGGAUUAUAUUACCGGUGAAGACAUGAAACGACUCAAAAAGCUUAAUCUAUUCGAAUCUUGUAUGUUGCAAAUCAAUGAUAAAAACUAUCUGAAGAUAGAAGAAGAUGAUACAAUUUGCCGUAAAAGUCAAUGGAGAAAGGAACUCAGCUCAAAGUACCGUAAAAUUUUGAAAACGGAAAAUGAGAAUGAUGAAAAAUUGAUCUGUGAUAACGAAAGCCAUAAUAUUAUCAUUACCGGCACCGAAUGCACGGAUGGCAUCAAAGAGAAAUUAGAAACUGAUCGGGCAAAAUUGUGCCCCGUUACAGGCAAGGAUGGCACAAAGGUAGGCAAGAUGCGAAGAAAUUCUCCACGACGCCCAAGCAGUAAUCAGUCGUCCACGAUAUGUAAACUAGCAGAAAGUGAUGAGUGGCAAACGGAUCCGGAAGAUGAAGAAUAUGAUGCAGAUGGUAGUAAUUCAAUAGUAUCCGAUGGUGCAGGUAGUCCAAUGUCCUCUUCUUGCUCAAGUACUGUUACCCCGAGAGGUAGUCCCAAAAAGUCGCCUUUGCUAGCGAAAAAGUUAAGUAAACGUAAGAAACGAUCUGCAUCGAUGAAUAGCAAUGCUGAUCGUCUGCCUGUUGCUGGAGAUGAUGUAAUUACGGAAACCCUAGUUGUGUAUAGCAGUGCUACAGUUGUUUGGCAAGAUGGUACUAUUGAAACUAACAUUCCGUCCACAGAGCUUUGUCCAAUCCACCAUUUGGAUGACCAUGAGUUCUUUCCGGGUGAUUUUGUAUUGGCUGGCAAUACGGAUCCUUCACACAAUCCGUCAUUUCGAGAUUAUGGAGUAAUUCAGAACGUCGAUCACCAUGGCCGAACGGCCAAAGUCAAAUGGUUUAGCACAUACACUUGUACGGAUGAGCCUCAACCGACCUAUAACGGUGAAUCCGAGGUCAGCGUGUACGAUUUGAAGGACCAUCCAGAUUUCCAAUACCGACCAGGAACCAUCGUCAUACGGGUUGCCAAUUUUAACGGAGAUGAUUCCAACUGCAGUGCUGGUCAGGUUAUCGAUAACUAUCCCAAUGGAAUGGUAAAAGUUUGGUGGGUUAACGAUCAUGUUAGCAUGUGUUGGCCGCAGGACAUCUUUGAAGUUGGUCAGUACGAUUCCGAAAACAACUUCUGGGGUAACGACUCCGACAACAACUCGUGGGAAACUGAAGACGAGACAUCAGAACUUGGUGGUGCUUCACCACAGCACGUUUGCAAACCAAAGCUUACCGCGAAUCUAGAACGAGCCCGUGUUGCAAUGGCAAGAUUAGAGGAACUGUUCAUAAUCAAUCCUCAUCUGCAAAAUCAAGAAAUCAUGAAAAAGCUAUUGCUGGUCUACAAGAAAUGUCGAUAUUUGGACCGGCUAAUGGAUACGAGCUUUUUUCACGAACGUCAUUUUAUGGGAUUGGUAGAAAGAGUUAGAAAAUCUAACAAUCAAACUACGGCUGAACGGGUACAAGAUCAAAAGAAUAGAUUGUUCAAUCAAAGUGGUUCGAAGGCCACAACGCCCACUACUGCAGAUAUUCCCAGUCCGGAUCAGAAGAUUCCUUCGUAUAGCAAUAAUAGUGUUUCGUCAAAUGGUGCCGCUUGUACGCUUUCGGUUUCUAGAAAGCCUCACUCACAUGCUAGUUUAGUUACUGCAAAUUCAUUUCAACUACCAUCAGCCAACAAUCAAUCCACUUCAUCAGACAUUUCCAGUAUUGAUGAAAAUCCCCUUGCUCCUACAAAUACCAACUCAACACAGUCCACGGCAGAUGCAGCAGGUGAAGAUUCUGGUAACUUUUCUGGUAAAAGUGAUGUUACAAGCGUUCCUAAAAGUAAAAGCAACAUGAAUCAAAGCGGUAAUGAUUCUUUGUUGAACACUGAACUGGAUAAUGUCAACAAUCUGUACAUGAACAUAAGCGAGGAUAUGAACUCUACCAGUUCUGUGUUCAGUUUCUCUCCACAGGCGGAGAAUGUAUCUGCAAAGCUGUGUUCACUUAUCAAAGCUCAACUGGUAAAGGCGUUGCAAGAGAUAAAUAUGCGAUACAGCCAGAGCGAUCUUUUCAAAGAAAUUAUUAUCGAAGAAAUACAACUUACGCCACCAACAUAUGAUUCCCAAGUACUGUCAUCCACCCCAGCAAAGCUGCAGUCGUCCCCUAGUGAGACAACCGUAGGCCAGAAUGAAUUGAACGAUACUAUCGAUGAAGUAAGCCCGGCUGUCUCUGCACAGAGCACGGAUUUAAAUGUCGAAACUUUCCAAGUUCUUGAUUCCGCUCCAAGCACGCAUAAAUAUCAUCUCACAGUAUUCCAAACUAACAAUCCGCAAAGUUUUUACAAAGCCGUCCAACGGGAACAUCGACUAUUGCGAACCGCCCUUCCUCCAGGAGUUUGGGUUCGAACAUUCGAAGAUCGACUGGAUCUCCUGAGCGUUAUGAUUGAAGGUCCAAAAAAGACACCAUAUGAAGAUGGGCUGUUCCUGUUCGAUGUACAACUGGGUCAGGAUUACCCAAAUGCUCCUCCACUGUGCCAUUACAUCAGCUAUUGUUCGGACAGGUUGAAUCCCAAUCUAUACGAAGAUGGUAAAGUGUGUGUAUCAUUGCUUGGAACAUGGUCUGGCCGAGGUACGGAAAUGUGGGGUCCGAACAGUACUCUGCUGCAGGUGAUUGUCUCAAUACAGGGUUUGAUUCUUGUUGAUGAACCUUAUUUCAAUGAAGCUGGCUAUGAGAAACAGAAAGGUUCACAACAAGGUAAGGAAAAUUCCAGAAUGUAUAAUGAAAUGGUGCUGCUUAAACUGGUGCAAUCGAUGACGAAGCUCAUUAACAAUCCACCGGAGAUAUUCCGCGAACAAAUUCUAAUGCACUUUAAAACAUGUGGUGAAGCCAUGUAUCGUCGAAUCAACAGCUGGAUGGACUUGUCAAACGCAGCGAACCAAAGUGUUCCUAACACCACUGAUGAAUCUUCAAAUAAGACACAUUCCAAAGCAACCCACAACGAAGCAGUUUCAUCUGUACCAGCCUCAUCGGCGAAAUGCGACCUUGUUGCGGCUUCGAUCAUAAUGCCCGAUUUUCCUCUUAUUCCGGCAAGUCGAGGAUUCUGCCUUACGCUGGUAGGUUUACUGGAAAAUUUCAGAAAAACCCUCGAAACCAUAGUUAGCGAGUAACGUUCGUGUAUUUUAAUCCAACCCACCGCACUCGUUGGCUAGCGCGAUAUUGAACGCUUGUUAGCAGUACUGUUCUCCAAUUGUUUCUCGUUAGUAAUUUUGCGUUGAUUUUCGUUUAGUCAAACUUAAUAAAAAUUGCUGAAGCUACGUAACUUGGCAACAUAUUUUAUAGUAAAAGCAAAAACGAUCCGAAGUUUACUAUGACAGCAUUUAUCUUAUUCGAAAUUUAUCACACCUCUUUUGUUGAAUCAAUUAUACAACUAUAGUAUAUGAUUUGACAUAUGACAUACCGUCAACGUACCAGUAUCCGCUCAUGCUCCGCUCACGAGUUAAAAAAGUAUGGUAAUUCGAGUAAUACACAAAAAAAUGUCCACAGUAUGAUUCAAUGUGUCAAUUUGAACCGUAUUGCGGCUAUAGUUUUCAAAUUAACUUUGUGUAAACUUAUCUUUUUUUAGUGUGAGCGGGCUACUGGAACAUGAGCGGCUACUGGUGCACUGAUGGUAUGUUCUUCAGAGUUAGUGUUGAAAAGCGUUUCAGAACCUCGCAAUACAGUGAAAAGUGCCUAUUAAAACAAAUGCAUUGCGGGUAAUACAAAGUUGCACAAACAUUCCUAAUACAAAAUCUCUUGCACUCAGUUAAAAUUCAUUGCAACCAGAGGUGUUUGAGGUUUGAUUUGAACUCUGAAACGUCGACACAAUACCCACUUAGUUGCAUUAGCGUUCAUUAUAAAAAUAUAGCGAACCUGAUAAUAACUGCUGUCAUAGCAUUUCAGGACCACCCCUGGAAUACUUGUCCCUAUGUAAAGCUUAUAUAGCGCGAGACAGAUUAGAUAGAAACACACAUCGAGUUUGUCCAUUUCACUCAGAGGGAGGCUCAUUACUGUAUGCCCAGACACUUUUUAUUUCAAAUUUGUAAUUAAAAAGUACAGUAUUUUUGGUGGUUAUAUUGUUAUUAAUUGGAAGUUCUACGUUUGAGUAAGCGAAGAAGGAUAAAUUGCAUGUAAAACCUUCAAACUAUAAUUUUGUAAUCUG
This is a messenger RNA of Aedes aegypti (yellow fever mosquito), 5295 nucleotides long. Its product is annotated as (E3-independent) E2 ubiquitin-conjugating enzyme UBE2O. The record is from RefSeq and is a predicted model, not a curated record. NCBI's taxonomy places the organism in Eukaryota, Metazoa, Arthropoda, Insecta, Diptera, Culicidae. The coding region runs from base 209 to 4264 and encodes 1351 amino acids. The transcript is spliced from 8 exons.